This is a messenger RNA of Penicillium waksmanii, 420 nucleotides long. RefSeq lists its product as uncharacterized. Gene Ontology annotation, biological process: nucleobase transport; transmembrane transport. The record is from RefSeq and is a predicted model, not a curated record. The transcript is spliced from 2 exons. Gene Ontology annotation, molecular function: nucleobase transmembrane transporter activity. Gene Ontology annotation, cellular component: plasma membrane. The coding region runs from base 1 to 420 and encodes 139 amino acids. NCBI's taxonomy places the organism in Eukaryota, Fungi, Ascomycota, Eurotiomycetes, Eurotiales, Aspergillaceae.
AUGGGACAGUGGAAACGUUGGAUUGGGAAGCUUCAAGCACCUACGGAUCCUGGACUUUCUACAGCACAGUUGAUGCUCACGAAUGAUUAUCUUAAGCCAGCAUCAGAUCUUUAUUCCGCCCGAAAAGACAGCCUUUACUACGGAUUUUACGGUAUUUCUUGGCACGUUUAUGCCGCCUAUUUCUGCGGCAUACUCAUCAAUAUCGUUGGCUUCGCCGGUGCUGUUCGGGUUGAUGUUCCAGUUGGGGCCCUCUACAUCUACAAUGUGAAUUAUUUCUCCGGGUUCAUCGUGUCUGGAGCGGUAUAUUGGCUCCUGGCUUGGCUGGUCCCAAUCCCGGGGACAAGUGUCACACGGAAUGAGAUUCCGUAUGAGAUAAGCUCUGUACCAGAUUUGGAUGAAAAGAAGGUUGAAGAAGCCUAA